Molecule: messenger RNA, 690 nt
Organism: Lemur catta (Ring-tailed lemur)
Lineage: Eukaryota; Metazoa; Chordata; Mammalia; Primates; Lemuridae
Product: bone morphogenetic protein 15-like
Exons: 3
Coding region: 238-690 (150 amino acids)
Source: RefSeq, a predicted model, not a curated record
CUUACCUCGUUCCUCAUUUGGGUCCCAGUCUGGUCGCGCAGAGGGGAAAACAAUCUCUACCCGGACUGGGACAGUUGUGGGUUGCCCAUCCGGGCCAGGGAUGGUUUUGACAGCCUCCCUCCUCAUCUGCUCAGGCUCUUCAGAAGUGAAGAGGGUUUGGAGGAGCUGCUGGCAGUCCUCCCAAGUUGGCUGACUCAUCCUUGGUGGAGCCUGUUGCUGAACACCAGGCCUUUCAAGAUGGUCCUCAGUAUUCUUAGCAUCCUUGUUCUUUGGGAACUGGUGCUUUUCAUCGACCACAGGGCCGCGUUGGCAAAGGUAGGGCAGCCUGACGUUGCCAUCCUGGCUGAGGACCCUAGCUGGCCCCUGGUUCGGGAGCUGCUAGAAGAGGCUCCCGGCAAGCAGCAGAGGAAGCCACAGCUCCAAGGACCCCAACUGCAAUACAUGCUGAAGUUGUACCAGAGCUCAGCUGACCCACUUGGGAACCCUAGGGAGAACCACACCAUUGGGGCCACCAUGGUGGCGCUGGUGAGGCCCUCGGCCAACGCAGCAGAGCCUCUCAGAGGCCCCUGGCAUUUACGGACCCUGGACUUUCGUUUCACAGGAAACCAGGCAGCACACAGGCUUGUGAGAGCCAUUCUUGUUUACCCUGAAGAAGUCUACAUAGAUCGCUUCCACUUCUGCCAUGUGUAG